This is a messenger RNA of Pestalotiopsis fici W106-1, 741 nucleotides long. RefSeq lists its product as uncharacterized. NCBI's taxonomy places the organism in Eukaryota, Fungi, Ascomycota, Sordariomycetes, Amphisphaeriales, Sporocadaceae. The transcript is spliced from 4 exons. The record is from RefSeq and is a predicted model, not a curated record. The coding region runs from base 1 to 741 and encodes 246 amino acids.
AUGCUGCGGUACUUUCAAGACUUUCUUCGUAGCGGUCUCAUUGCACCCGAGCAGACUACACACAAGGCUCUAUCUGCCUUGCUCAAUGAGGAUGAUCCAGACGAAAAGAACAGGCUCACGGAGCAGUGGCGAGAUCACAAGCUAGCCGAGCUCAAUUUUAUUGGCGUUGUGGGCGCUUUACUAGCUGGUGUUCUGACCAGCACCGGUAGCUGGCCGUCGGUGCUGUCCAACGGCAAGACGCAGCCCUGGACGAUCCGAGCCCUCUGGUUCAGCGGCACCUUGUUUGCCCUCUUUGCCGUCCUCAUUGCCGCCAAGCAGAGCCUCAGUCUGCACCGGCUCAGCGGCCACCGCGAUGGUCUGCUCUACAUCCGGAGCUGCAUGUCGGGACAGGUCACGCGCGACGGCCGGGUCGAGCCCCGUCGCGCCCAGGUCUACGCUUGGCAGAUGAGCAUCCUCAUGCUCACGGCGGCCGUCUUCUGCAUGAUUUGCGGCAUCACGGUGCUCGUCUGGACGAGUGCCGAGUGGGGGCCGUCAAAGGAUGGCAACCAACAAUCGUGGUGGGAUGACAGCGCCAAGCUUGCUGUGACAUUUACAAUUGUCUUGGUGUUUACAUUGGGCAUUUUCUGCUUCACUCAGGCUUCGCUGGCGGUGAGCAGCGUGGUACAGGAUGACCGAGGGGGUAGACGGAGUCGCGACCAUCCAUUUGUCUUUCGCAGCGAAUCAUCAAACAUUGACGCAUGA